Molecule: messenger RNA, 2480 nt
Organism: Exaiptasia diaphana
Lineage: Eukaryota; Metazoa; Cnidaria; Anthozoa; Actiniaria; Aiptasiidae
Product: tolloid-like protein 1
Biological process (GO): proteolysis
Molecular function (GO): calcium ion binding; metalloendopeptidase activity; serine-type endopeptidase activity
Source: RefSeq, a predicted model, not a curated record
UUCAAUAAUGCAUUAUGGGAAGUACACCUUUUCUGCGUCACUAAAUCACGUGACAAUCCUGCCAAAGAGGAAUCGCCUAACCCAAGUGGUUCCAGCCAUUGGACAACGAGAAAAACUUAGCCCAGGAGACAUAAGACAAACACAGAAGAUGUACAGGUGUACUCAGUGUGGACAGACAUUACAAGAGCCGACAGGUACACUGUCAUCGCCAGGAUACCCUCGAAUAUAUAAUAACGACUAUCAUUGUGAAUGGCGAAUCUCUGUUACCCCAGGUGAACGCAUCGUACUGAAUUUUACCGACUUUAGACUAAAAAAAAGCAAGUCUUGCAAGCAGGACUUUGUUGAGAUACGAGAUGGUCAUGGACGAAAAUCACCAUUUAUCGGACGGUUCUGUGGCAAAAAAGUUCCACCCUCAAUUUGGUCAACCGGAAGCAGGCUUUGGAUUAAAUUCAAAUCAGGUGGCCCAGUCACAAGGCCUAAACAUAGGUUUAUGGCUAAAUAUGAAACACGUUGUGGCGGACCGAUUCGCAAAACACAAGGAACUAUUCAAUCACCGAACUACCCAAGCUGGUAUCCUUUGAACAAGGAGUGCGUCUGGAUCAUUGAAUUACCGUCAAAGAAACUAAACGUUGGACUUCGUUUUGUUGCGUUCGAUAUCGAGGACAACGAGCAAUGUCACUACGAUUAUUUGCAAGUGUUUAAUGGAGCAAGCACUGAUUCACCAUCACUGGGGAAAUUUUGUGGCAAAAAGCGACCGUCUGAUAUCAGGAGCAAUUCAAGCUUUCUAACUCUAAAAUUUAGAUCAGACCCAUCAAUUUCAAAACCUGGUUUCUACGUUUCUUUUUUUGCAGAGCGCAACGAGUGUGAGAAUAGCAAUGGCGGAUGUUCUCAAUUAUGCCUCAACACGUUAGGAAACUACAAGUGUGAUUGUUUUCCUGGAUUCGAGCUGCAUGCUAAUGGAAAGGAUUGCGAGGCUGCAUGUGGUGGGACUCUGUCUGAUGGAAACGGCACUAUUACUUCCCCAAGUUAUCCAUCAAACUAUCCCAAGAACAAAGAAUGUACAUGGAAAAUUAAUGGGCCAAAAGGACAACGGAUAUCUCUGAAGUUUAAAGAUUUUAAGCUAGAGGGGUCUGCUAAUGGUAAUUGUAGAUAUGACUACGUAGAAAUCCGCGAUGAAAAGAACGAAUUACUAGCCAAGCUCUGCGGAUCCAACAUCCCCAAAACGGUCACUUCGCCUUCCAACAUCAUGUUUGUGGAAUUUAAAUCGGACCACACGCAAUCAAGGAAGGGAUUUUCUGCCAUGUAUUACGCAGACGAGGAUGAAUGCCAGGAAAACAAAGGUGGAUGCCACCAUAUAUGUGUGAAUACAAUUGGAAGUUAUCGCUGUGAAUGUAAAGUUGGUUACGCUUUGCACCACGACCAACGCAGAUGCAAGGAAGCUUCCGAAUGCGGUGCCACUCUGAAAACUCUUUCAGGUGUUGUAUCAUCUCCUAAUUUCCCGGGUGUGUAUCAACAUAAAAAAGACUGUACAUGGAAAAUCAUAGUGACUCCUGGAAGCCACAUACGAUUAACAUACAGAUUUUUACAGAUAGAGGAAGCUAACGACUGUCGCUAUGACUACGUAGAGAUCUUUUCCGGUACGGGUAUUAAUGCUGAGAGCCUUGGACGCGCGUGCGGGAACCUGAUUCCAAAACCUGUUGUAUCUAAAUCGUAUAAGAUGUUGAUUAAGUUCCACUCAGACGCACUUAUUGCCAAGCGUGGAUUUAAAGCUCGCUAUGAGACAUAUUGUGGUGCUGAAUUACACGCUUCCAACCAAAAAAGAAUUUUCUAUUCUCAUCCAGCUUAUGGAGACGAUAACUACAGCCCUUCUUUGAAAUGCACGUGGAAAAUAGCUUCUCGCAGUGGAUACAUCAAACUUCGUUUUAAGGAAUUUGACCUGGAGAAUGAAAAGUUCUGUAGUUACGAUGAAGUGAUAAUUAGAGAUGGCAAUAAUACCACGUCUCCUUUACUUGGUAAAGCAUGCGGCAACAAGAAAACACCCAAAGAAUUCUUCUCUACUGGCAAUCAACURUUUGUUCAAUUCACAACCGAUUUGACUACCCAGAAAAAGGGUUUUAUUGCAGAGUAUUCAAGGGUAAAGAGCAAGAAAGAAAAAAAUAAGAAAUAUAAAACGAAAAAAAAUACAUAGUCACGUUUGAGUAUGAUUAUACUCCGCCAUCUUUCCAAUAACCUUCAGAGGUUUAAAAAACACUUUUCCAAACAAAGGAUUAGCAAGUGUCAAUGUUUUUCUCUGGUAUUUUAUUUGGUGACUUAUAGAUUUUUAGAUGAUUUCGUUUUUGUCAUGCGCAAUGCUAUACAUAUUUAACGGCCAGAAGACAUAGAUGUAACUAGGUUCUUUAAGCUCAGAACUUGGCUUUUUGCAAUAUACAUGUUUUUGUAUGCAAAGAGUAAAAAAAAUAAAAAAUAUCCACGAGAUCUUU